CGUGGUUUCGUCAUAACAAUGCAUUUCAAGGAACGUACACGCGCCAAGGAAUGUUUCCUGUCGCUGGGCAGCUAACGUUGUCUUUUCGAACGUUUAACGGUUUUAUUCCCUGCUUCGGUAAACGUUGCCGUUAACGGACAGGCCGGUGUUCACGGUUUCUGGAGUAAACGGGUUCCCUAUGCAGCAGUUGGAAGCGUGUGUUAGCCGACAAGCGCUAGCAAGCUAACAGCAGCUCCGUCCGACAUUGUCAAAAAAAUCUGUCGGAGGAAACAACAGUCGAUUGAUAGUCAGGUAACGUUAGUUUAUGUCGGGUGGUGGUUGUCGGUUAGAGGCGGUUACACGCAAGGAGAACUUGAUGGGACACAACAUUUCGGAGGCUGAGACACCUGCCAUCUCCCCUUCUCACCGAGCAAGCAAACUAGCUAAGAAAGGUUAAGACAAUCAGAGGCAACAUACAAGUGCCUCCACUGUACAGUUUCCUUUCCCAGAGCGUGACUCGUCUGCACGACGUCACCAAUGCGACCAUGGGAAAUAGCAGUAAAUAGGCUGCCACCAACAGCCCCCUUAAACCCGAGGAGGUUCCUUGGAGAGCCCUGCAACGCCCCAGUGCAUCUCAGGAGAAGCCCACCAGUGAGACGCCAGUGGGGGAGACGAGACAGACCUGUACUGCACACUUCUCUGGUCCAGGAUGAGAACUUCCAUCACCUGCUUUUCUCCCAACAUCACCAACAGGUUCCUUUAGAUGAGUCCAGACAAUACAGCCACACCAGCACACCACCACGCAUGCUUCACCCUGCUGCUCACCUGCCCCAGCAGAGCCCCAUCAUGGUGGAUCUACACGACCAGAUGCACCAGGGAUCCGUUCCAAUAUCAUACACUGUUACGACGGUGACGACCCAUGGAUUUCCCAUCCACACCGGGCAGCCCCUUCCAGGGUGCAACACUCAGCAGCUCCCAGCAUGCUCGGUAAUGUUCAGCGGACAGCUCUCUCUGCUCUGCUGCCUUCCUCCUCCUCUCAUACAGGCAUGCACCAUGCAGCAUAUGCCAGUGUCUUAUCAAGCCUUUCCACCGCUGAUCUCCAGCGAACAUUUUGUAUUGCACCCAACCCCAUCUGUACCCCCCCACCAGCCGCCGCACCUUACUCCUUUGAGCCAGUUUGUCCCUUUACAGCCUCAGCACCCACGCAUGCCUCUACAGAGGGUAGACAAUGAAGUUGACCUAAGAGGGGACCAGCACCCAUUAGGGACCUUCUCCUACCCUCCCUCUCAUCACCCACCAGCGCUGCCUCCUUCUCUGCCCCUACAGUAUCUUCCUCAAGAGCCUCUGCAUCAGGAGCUUCCCUUUGGAGUGCCAUAUCCCCACAUGCUGCCCCGGCGAGUGAGUGGACAGAGAUACCGGUUGCAGCAACCUCUCCCACCUCCUCCUCCCCCUCCAUCUUACUACCCAGGCUUCCUCCCUUACUUCCUGUCAAUGCUUCCUGUGCCUCCAACAGCAGUGGGCCCAGCCAUCAGCCUAGACCUGGAUGUGGAUGAUGUGGAGAUGGAGAACUAUGAGGCAUUACUGAAUCUGGCGGAGAGGUUGGGUGAAGCGAAACCACGUGGACUCACUAAAGCAGAUAUAGAGCAACUUCCGUCCUACAGAUUCAACUCAGAGAAUCAUCUAUCUGAACAAACGCUGUGUGUUGUGUGCUUUAGUGACUUUGAGUGUAGGCAGCUACUUCGGGUAUUACCUUGUAACCAUGAAUUCCACGCGAAGUGUGUGGAUAAAUGGUUAAAGACCAAUCGCACUUGUCCUAUCUGCCGAGCUGAUGCCUCGGACGUACACCGGGAGGUGGAGUGAGAACUGUCUCUGAGUGCUGAACUGGAAAGCUGCACACACCAGAGUCUGUCCCAAAACUGGGGACACCUGCCACCUAACCUGCGUCCUCCAGUAAAUAUAGCUUACCAACCCACCACUCCUGCCCCUCCCUAAAUAAUAAGCAAUCCAGGAUUUGUUUCUGGAGCCUGUUGUACCUCUGCUGUGCUUCAUUGUCCAAGUCUCAUGAAACCCACUGCCUAUCGCAGCCUAUAGCCAGAGUUCUGGGAUCGCCAGCCAGUUCUUUCUCUGCCCCCUCGUUGCAGAUUCCAAAGAUUUCCCCUACAAUGCAUUAUUUGCUGCUUUUGUUUACAGGGUUUCAUUUUUAUUUAGUGGAUUUGGUUGUGGUGUUCAUGAAUAGUGGGAGUCCUGCAUUGGAAGAGGUGAGUCUGGAGCCUGGAGGAUGAUGGGCUGGACACCUUGUGCAAUUAGCAGAGAAAUAAUAGGAAUGCUUCAACAUGGGUAUCUGUGUUUGGAGGCGACGCCUGACCAUCAUAGAUGCAUGUUUGUGUAGGUGUUGGGCAAAGUGACUUGUUAAUAAUGUAUGUUCUGCAAUAACGUAUUGAUCAUUUCAGCAGUUUUACCCCUUAUUUGUUUUUAGAUUUGCCAAUACUAUCGUGACAGUGUGACUUGCUGUGGUUAAAUGCAGAUUCUGUUAAGCCUGAGGUUGUGGACUGCAAGUGAUGGGACAUGCAACCGUGGGGUUUCUUCUACCCCAGAUAAUCCACUCUGGAACACAGAUCUGUACAAAAGCAGUCAUGGAUUAAUGGACUGCAUCUUUUUGAGGUCAUCUGGCAUAACUGCACAAGUGCUACAUCCACCCUCCACGUCAGCAUUGUUCCUCUGGCAAGUGUGUAUGCGUGCGUGCAUAUUGUGUGUGUGUAUGUUUGUCCUGUUCACAGAGCCAAUGCAUUGUGUAACCACUGGAUACAGGGCAGCAUGCUAGGAUUUGCAUGAACUGUUGAUUCAGACUAGCAAUAUUUUAUUCAAGCAUUGCCACCAAAAUUAUCGAAUUUUAAGAAAAAGAAGAGACGAAGCAUACUAAAAGAACUGCUUGCUUAUUCAGAGAGCGCCAUGAGGGAAGACUAGCAUGUGGUUCCACCCUGACUGCGUUUAAGGAUGGGAGUCCUCGUCUGAAGGCUAUGUUGAUGAUGCCAUAGAGCUCUGGAGGCCUGUGCAGAAAGCAAUAUGUGCAGUGAGUGGCGAGUUUUAAAUGAACUUUCUUCCCCUUUUUAGGAAGACUGGGCUUUUUAUUUCUUUCUUUGUGAGCCAAAUCCAAUAUACAGAUAUAGCCUACUGUUCAAGAUUUCAGAUCUGCCUUCUUAUGACCUUGACAAGCACAAACCUAUUACUAAUCCUGAAAAUACUGUCAUUUUCCACUUGUUUUAAAAGUAUGCCGUUUUUAAAAAAAAAAGGUUUAUUUAUUGGUUUUAUCUUCUAGAGAAAAUACAUUGAAGGAAACAGUUGGAGCACUAACAUGUUUGUGUAACGUAUGUGUUAUAAUCUGGUUACUUGGUCAGGUCAUUGUCUUAGGCUAUGGUAAUGGUGUUGUAAAAGAGCAACUGUAUGUAUAGCUUCAGUGUGAAUGCUUUUAGAUAAACGUUUGAAGACAGAAGAAUGUUGAAAACCCUUGUAGAAGUCACUGGUGACACUCCACGUUAACGCCAGCUGUGUAUCAGUGAUCAGGACGGGGUUCAGAUGACACAGAGCUGGAGUGUUUAGUAGUGUAGGAACACUGUUAGACUUCUAGUUCCCUGCUUGUGUUCACACUAAAAAAAACAACAACAGGAUAUAUUUGGGGUGGGAGGGAAAAGAGCAACAAAUGGACUUUUGCUUUGAAUUCACUCUUGUCUCUUAACUGCCCCAGUAAGCACUAACAGGCAGUUUUAACCUUUGCUUUGACGUGUAAAGGGAUCUUGCCUUUUUCUUUACUUUUGUUUCUUAAGUGAAUGUGAGUCUUUGAUGUGUGUGCCACCUUCAAGAGAAAAAAAAGAAGCCAUUUAAUGAGUUAAACCCACAGCUUUGAGAAUUAACCUAUGUGUACAUAUCUAUUCGCUGGCAUAUAUUGUAAGUAAAAAAAAAAAAUCACUCAGGGCCUCUCAGUAUAUAAAAAUAAAGGAGAACAGUCCAUUUCAAAUGGAAAGGAUGCCAUGAAAAGGGUAUAUCUGAAUUUAGUGUGGUUGUUUUCCUCAGACCACAAAUAAUUUAAUGUAAUCAAUUAUAAUAUUCUGUUUUGUCGGAAAUAGUAGAUAUUACAUCAUUUAAAGACAGGCAUGCAAGAAAAAAAGAUCAGUAAAUAUGUUAUUAAUAUUCACUGAAAAGAGGCAAUGUACACUGCAACUCAUUACAAGUGUAUUAUUCAAACCUUUUUGACUUUUGUUCUUUUACUCAAACCAUAUGUUCAACAUAGCGGUUGUGAUCCCAUUUCUAAAUGUGCCGUGGCGCACACUAUCCUACCUAAUUCACUCCCAGAUCUUCUUCAGAGGUGUUUUGCAUGACUUAAAAAAAAGUAAAACAAGUGUGUUAUAGUGGAGGAUAUCUCAAAAUCUGGUGGGGACCUAUUUAAUGGUGCACAAUAUGCAUGCUUGUCAACCAGAUCCCAACUGAUUUUUAGCUCUAGUUGGCUUUGGGUUCUGGGGGUUUGGAUCUUAACGCUCAGCUGAUAACUGCCAUGCAUUGUACUGCACACAUUUGUAAUAGAACUGAAUGACUACAAGAUUUUAUUGCGCUAACUUCAUUUUAUAGAGAAAAAAAAACUGGUCUUGAAUCCAGAAAUUCUUACAUACAUUGUGUUACUGUUAUUGCCCUAACGACUGAAAAUGACAUGCUCUGAAACUACUGUAGUUUAUCAAAAGCCAUAGUGAAAAGGUGCUAGAUGUUCUGCUUUGUAGGUAUGAAAACUCACUUGCGUGAAUGCAAUAGUUUGUCAUGGAUCCCAUGUAUUCUUAAAGCAUGUUAUACUAAUACCCCUAAACAAUGUCAGUGAAAAUCAAUAUAGUUUAAGGGAUUUAAAAAAAGAAUAAAGUGUUGUCAUACUUAUUUCAGUGUAGUACUGUACCUGCCUAUCAGGCUCUUGCUCUCAGUGUAUCAAUAUCUUAAAAUGUAUUGUUCACAUAUAGAUACCUUAAUUCAUGUUAAUGUUAGCACUCUUAUUUUUGGAGUAAAUAUUUAAUUGACAAUAUCCAGCUACCCUAUGAAAUAAAAAGAGAACCUCCCAUUAAGGCCUAGGUAAUGAGGUAACUUUUAAUGACAACUGAGAAUAGAGUCUUGUAGUCUUUCUGUUAAGAGUUAUUGAAUAAUCUCACAGCUUGUGUGGUGCAAAAAUGUGUUCCAAUAAGCAGCUAAAAUUUAUUUAGGAUUUGUGAUUGAUUGCUCCGUAGAUGCCAUUUAUUGUUUACCAAUGACUUUUGCUGUGGUGGGAUAGUGGUUUACUGUUCUUACUCUCCCUGGCCUCUAGGGGUCCUUGCCUGAACACCAGACUACCCACCCGCCAACAGAGCCAGGGGCAUGUGUUCUGUGUUAGGCAGAUAUUUUGCUUUGGUACUUGCACAUUUACAGUUACCUCAUUUUUUCCAUGUUUGUAUUGGGGAGGGUGGGGGGAGAAAACAACUAAUAUAUAUUAUAUAUAGGAAAUGGUUCUUAUUAAUGUUAUAAUUUUUCAUUCCAUUGGAAUCAUAUUGUUUGUAGCAUUUAACAUAACUAGUUAGUGUAUUAUAUAUACAUCUGUAUACUGUUUGAAAUUUUUAAGAUUUGUACUUUUUUUAAAUGAAAGUUGCUAGUUAUGCUUUACCAAGUAGUGCAAUCAUAUUUUUUUUUAAUUGUUGUGGCUGAUUUGAAAGGGUUGUUCACUAAUAAAUGUAUGAUGUAUACCAAUAUAACAUGUCUUAUCUGACUUGAGCUGUUGAAAGUUUAAAAUGCAGUUUUAAAAAUGAUUACAACCCUGAUCCCUCAGUGCUGGGGUGUAAUCACAGUACUCUUUGGAGGCAAGUAGGAGCAAAGUGACUGAGCUGAGCAGGGUCUACGCCAGACUGGUAAACAGCUGGUGUGAGAUUCCAGCUGUCUCUCAAAUUCUGUGAGAAAUUCACAGUCUCUAUAAAAGUAGUAUAACCACGACCCUCAAGGUUUGGGCUUUGGCCAUUUGACCUCAUAACAAUGACUUUGACAAGGAACAGUUACAUAAUCAUAACAUCUUCAAUCAUCAAUGCCAUGAAAAAUACAAGAAAGUCACAGUAGCCUAUAGUUUAUCACAAGAAAUACCAUUAACUGUCGUAGAAUUGUAUGCCAUGAAAGUGUCAUGAUGUCGCAGCCUGUCAUGAAUUUUAAAAAAUCCUGAAGGAUUGCAGGAGUGGUUGUAUGUCAUAUAAAUGUGAUAGAAUGGUGUUAUUAAAAAAUGUUAUAGUACGGUUUGAAAUUAAAAAUUAAAAGUAUAUUAUGCCAUAGUAUAGUUUGACAUUAGAAAUUCAUAGUAUACUAUGCCGUAAAACAAUAUAUCAUAGUACAGUAUAUCAUAAAAUGUGUAUUAAAAAAUGGUAGUAUACUCUGCCAUACCAGUGGUAGUAUUUGAUCCCACUCAGCUAUCAGAUUGUCACAUUAUGUCAUAAAUAAUCUCAUAAAAAGGUCAGUAUAGAUGUCUUAAAAAGUGAUAAAUAAUCAAUAUUAUGUUAUAAAAAUGUCAUAAUAUAGCAUGUAAUAAAAAUAAAUAAAAAUCAUAUGUAAUAAAAAUGUAAUACUAAAGUAUGUAUAGAAAAGUCAUAUAGUAUGCCAUAAAAACAUGAUAAAGUAUGUGAUUAGAAAGUUCUAUUAAAGUGUGCUAUUAAAAUGUAAAAAAAAAAAAAAGGCCAUAUAAUAGUAUGCCAUAAAAUGUCAUAGUAUAGUGUGUCAUAAAAAAUACCAUAAAGAUGUCCGCUAAAGUAUGCCAUACAAAAAAAAUCAAAAUGAAGGAUGUCAUUGAAAAGUAAUUUAAUACUG
Molecule: messenger RNA, 6822 nt
Organism: Epinephelus moara (kelp grouper)
Lineage: Eukaryota; Metazoa; Chordata; Actinopteri; Perciformes; Serranidae
Gene: rnf44
Product: ring finger protein 44
Exons: 11
Coding region: 517-1839 (440 amino acids)
Source: RefSeq, a predicted model, not a curated record